ACAAACCUCCUCUCUGAUUUUUAUGAUCGAUUGUAAUACGAGUCUUCUCCCCCUCCACCAAUCUCAAUCCAACCCAGCCUCUCCUCACCAGCUUCCCCCAAAUCGAUCCCCAUCGCUCCGCUCCAUCCAUCCAUGGCGACCCUCACCAUGCAGCCGAUCGGCCCCAGCCCCGCCCCGGCUGCCCAGGAAGACCAGAGGAAGGCGGAGAACCCUGCUGUGGAUGCUGCCGAUUUGAGUGACAUCGACUCGGGCUGGGUUGUCCUUAAGAACUCGGAUAUCGUUUCGGCAGAUUUGGCCGCCGCCGCCGUCAGUGGCGGUCAGCGUCUAGGCUCUUCCACGAUUCCUAGCUGGGUACGGUGGGUUAUUGGAGGCGUGGUGUACACGGUCGUUCCAUUCUACAACAGAGUUAGGCAGCUUGAAGAGGAGACAGUGGAGUUUGUGGAGAAUUCUGUAGAGGUUGUGGAGCAUGUAGCCGAGGCAACAGAGAAGCUAGCUGCAAAUGUGGCCAAGCAGCUUCCUGAAGAUGGGUCUCUGCAGAAAGCAGUGGAGGAGGUUGAGCACAUUGCUGAGGUAGUGGAUGCUGAUGCGGAGAAGGUUGAAGCAGUUGCUGAGAAGAUCGACAAGGUCAGCGAUGAGAUUGACGCUGCUGUGGAGCCUGUCAUCGAGGAGCUUGAAAACGAACUCGAUCAGGGCGCAACGUCCGACAGUGGCGUCAACGCACAGAAGUGAUCAGUGGUCUGUUAGGAGUGCUCCUCAAUGUGCAUAGCGUGUGUACUGUUGUUUUUUCUCCUCUCCUCUCAUUUGAAGCAAUGCUUGUACAUAUGCAUGAUGUUGUAUGAAUUGCACCCGGCCACCAUCAUAGUAGGGUGUGAAGAUUGUGUGCGGGGUGCUCGUAGAUGAAGCCGUGGAGAACUGAAGACAGUUCAGAUGUGGAACUAGAUGAAUAUUCGUGAAUUAUUGGUAUGCUAUCAAAUCAUUACGUAAAUAAAUACAUACUGGCCCGUGAACAUUUACUGA
Molecule: messenger RNA, 1017 nt
Organism: Panicum virgatum (switchgrass)
Lineage: Eukaryota; Viridiplantae; Streptophyta; Magnoliopsida; Poales; Poaceae
Exons: 6
Coding region: 133-729 (198 amino acids)
Source: RefSeq, a predicted model, not a curated record